This is a messenger RNA of Necator americanus (New World hookworm), 1062 nucleotides long. RefSeq lists its product as uncharacterized. Gene Ontology annotation, biological process: mitotic recombination-dependent replication fork processing; DNA recombinase assembly; mitotic recombination. Gene Ontology annotation, molecular function: ATP binding; ATP hydrolysis activity; DNA strand exchange activity. The coding region runs from base 1 to 1062 and encodes 353 amino acids. Lineage: Eukaryota; Metazoa; Nematoda; Chromadorea; Rhabditida; Ancylostomatidae. Gene Ontology annotation, cellular component: condensed nuclear chromosome. The transcript is spliced from 11 exons. The record is from RefSeq and is a predicted model, not a curated record.
AUGGCAGCUCAACUAUCACGGCAGCGUGCAAGCACUCGAGAGCAAGAAGCAGCAGAUACUGUUUUUGAGGAGGUCACUAAUGAACAACAAGAUGAACAGUCAUCAUUUAUGCUUAUUGAAAAACUUGAGCAAGCUGGAAUCAGUUCUGGAGAUAUCAAGCGACUGAAGGAAGCCGGAUUUAACACUGUUGAGCGAAUAGCUCAUGCAAUGCGAAGCGAAAUUGCUUCCGUGAAAGGAAUUAGUGAACAGAAAGCGGAUAAAUUGCUGCAGGAAGCAAUGAAAUUAGUGCCAAUGGGUUUCACUACUGCCUAUGAGGUCCACGAACGACGUAGCGAGCUGAUACAAAUCCGUACUGGGUCCCCUACAUUGGAUAGACUUAUUGGUGGUGGAGUCGAGACUGGGCAUAUUACUGAGAUAUUUGGUGAAUAUCGCACUGGAAAAAGCCAAAUUUGCCAUAGUUUGGCAGUUAUUUGUCAGCUGCCCAUAUCUAUGGGAGGAGCAGAAGGAAAAUGUAUGUGGAUCGACACGGAAGGGACUUUUCGACCGGAGCGGUUGGUUCCAAUUGCAGAGCGAUUCAAUAUGGAUAGUAAACACGUGUUAGAAAAUAUUGCUGUGGCUAGAUGCUAUAAUUCCGAUCAUCAGAUUGCGUUGUUGACAACCGCGGCAGCAAUGAUGGCGGAAAGUCGGUACGCCCUUUUGAUUGUGGACAGUGCAACUGGAUUGUUUAGAACUGACUACUCUGGAAGAGGUGAGCUGGCCGCGCGACAAAUGGCUUUGUCUAAGAUGAUGCGAUUACUCAUCAAGCUUGCAGACGAGUUCGGUGUUGCAGUCGUAAUAACGAAUCAGGUCGUUGCUCAAGUCGAUGGAGGUUCGAUGUUCCAGGUGGACGCUAAGAAACCAAUAGGUGGAAACAUUAUUGCCCAUAUGAGCACUACACGAUUGGGAUUACGCAAAGGCCGAGGUGAGACAAGAAUCUGUAAAGUGCAUCAGAGUCCAAGCUUACCGGAAGCAGAAGCAACGUUUGCCAUUACUCCUGGUGGAAUAGACGAUGCUCCUGAAUAG